UUAUCCUAAUCUUCUUCUUCCUCUCACACUCUCAUCUCCUCCCUCAGACCCAAAAUUCAAAACCAGAAAACAAUGGCCGCCUCUCUCUCUACUCUCACACUCGGCACUCCUUCUUACCCAUCGACCACCACCUCUUCCUUCCCUUCCCACACUCCCAAACCCUCCCUCCAAUUCCCCUUCACCCCCCAAAACCCUACCCUCUCCCACCGCGCAACCCACCUCCGCCCCGUCGCCGCCGUCGCCGCCGCCCCGGAGAAAAUCGAGAAGCUCGGCGCCGACAUCUCCAGCCUCACUCUCGAGGAGGCCCGCAUCCUCGUCGACUACCUCCAGGACAAGCUCGGCGUCUCCGCCGCCUCCCUCGCUCCCGCCGCCGCUGUCGCCGCUGCCCCCGGCGCCGGAGACGCGCCCGCCGCGGCGGAGGAGAAGACGGAGUUCGACGUGGUGAUUGAGGAGGUCCCGAGCAAUGCGAGAAUCGCGGUGAUUAAGGCGGUUAGGGCUUUGACGAGCUUGGCUUUGAAGGAGGCCAAGGAACUGAUUGAAGGGUUGCCUAAGAAAUUCAAGGAGGGGGUUUCGAAGGACGAUGCCGAAGACGCCAAGAAGCAGCUGGAAGCCGCCGGAGCUAAAGUCGGAAUUGUCUGAGGGGAUAAGUGCUUCUUAGUAAACGAGCUUUUGUGAUUUCUGCGUACUACUUUUUUGUGCAUUUUGGAAAUUUGUAGGUACAAUGUGAUUGAUAGCUUUUGGUUCGGAUUCGAUUUCAAAUGCAUUUGGAAUUGCAAUGUUAAGGAGAAGAAAAAUUUGAUUACUUUUGUAGCUUUGAUAA
Molecule: messenger RNA, 820 nt
Organism: Rosa rugosa (rugosa rose)
Lineage: Eukaryota; Viridiplantae; Streptophyta; Magnoliopsida; Rosales; Rosaceae
Product: large ribosomal subunit protein bL12c-like
Exons: 1
Coding region: 73-639 (188 amino acids)
Biological process (GO): translation
Cellular component (GO): ribosome
Molecular function (GO): structural constituent of ribosome
Source: RefSeq, a predicted model, not a curated record